Messenger RNA from Silurus meridionalis, 3119 nucleotides. It is a transcript of the gene rps6kl1, whose product is annotated as ribosomal protein S6 kinase-like 1. The transcript has 12 exons. The record is from RefSeq and is a predicted model, not a curated record. Gene Ontology annotation, molecular function: protein kinase activity; ATP binding. The coding region runs from base 391 to 2556 and encodes 721 amino acids. Lineage: Eukaryota; Metazoa; Chordata; Actinopteri; Siluriformes; Siluridae. Gene Ontology annotation, biological process: protein phosphorylation.
CUUCCUCUCGUCCUGCCCGUGUUUUCUGCACGAGCCCCCGCUUCACACACGGGCCCGACCAUUGCGGAGGCGCGCGCGCACGGCAAGGAAACGCGUUUGCACUAGGUGACUCAGAUAUGGCCAGCCUGAGCUGAGAGAGGGGUUAGAUGACUUUGCUACAGCAUGAUAUUUUUAUCUGAUUGCACUGAACUACAAACAUGAGUCAUGCAGAGCGAAACAUGCGGAUCAAGCUGUCAGUGAAACCCUGGUGUGUGAACAAAACUGAUGAAAUUACUAGAGGAAUGGUCACAUCCCAGACAUGCAGCUCAUCCCUGUAGUUGUGCUGCUAUUGAAUGGUCUCUGUGGACUCUCGUUACAUCAGGACUUGAGCAGAGUUAACCCUAGGCAGACAUGGCUAAAAGAGACUAUCUGGUGGAUGCAGCCAAGCAGAUUCGCAUGGCCCUGGACAGGGAAGUCAAUGAGGACUACGAAGCUGCAUUUAGCUAUUAUAAAAAUGGUGUGGAUCUGCUGCUGAAUGGCGUUCAAGUGGAUCCAAAUAAAGAGAGGCGUGAGGCUGUGAAGCGGAAAACCACUCAGUAUCUCAAGAGGGCGGAGGAGAUCUUUAACUCUCAUCUACAGUACAACUUUUGCAAAGACACCACACAAUUAGGGCAGGGUUACAGCAGCCUGAGAUUCAGGUCUAUCAGACAUCUGAGCUCGCCUGUGGAGGACCUGGAGAUGUGUAAAGUGGUGGGGAUUAUUGAUAAGGUUUUGACUGUGCAAAACCUGAUAAGUAAGGAGACAUUUGUGAUUAAGAGCCUACCCAAGUCCAGCUGGGAGAAUCGAGAGCGUUCCACCAUCAUCCCUCAGGGUGUCCCGUUUAUGGUUAAGUUACUUAGGUACUAUGUCAGCGAGGACUCUGUGUUCCUGCAUUUAGAACAUGUUCAAGGUGGGAAGCUCUUCUCCAAAUUGCACCGGAUCAAAAGUGAAGUAGCGAGAGAACAUCCAGACUGCUCCACCCCCAGCCAGCACAAGUUCCAGCUAAAGAACAGCUACACCUCACCUGCUCUUACUCAGCUAUACCAGCUUAAUGGAGAGAACCAUCAGAGAACAUUCAUAUUUCCUGAGAGUAAGAAACUGGAAAGCCUGGAAACGGACAAACUCUCUUUUUGGAAUGAGACUGAGCAUCAGCUUGACAGUUAUGGCACACACUCAUACUGUGAGGAAACAGGAUGCCUGCAGAUUUCCCGGUCGGAAAAAGCUGAAUUCCAGCUAGAGCAAUCCUAUAACUCUUAUGCAAUAAGGACAGAUUCCUAUUCCAUUGGUCAGCGAGAUCGUCUUAUAUCUCAGGAAAGUUUUCCACUUCCUGUUCGUCCCUGUGUCAUCGUGGAUACUCGGGAUCCUCUCAGUGUCACGACCGAUCUUUUAGGAAAUGACGUACACAUCGAAAGGAUAGACUCGAGCUUGGAUUUUGAUAAAGUCUGGACUGCUGUACCAGCUCAGGAACAGUGUUUAACAGGAACCAAGUCAAAUCCAGACAAACUUGGAAUCAGUUGUGCACCUCAGCUCACACUGAGCUCUUUAUUUGAUACCACACAGCCAACCCUGUGUAGCACAGUCAAUAUCCUUCCACAGAAAGUUCGGAUCGUUCCCAACACCCUGCCUUUAUCCUCACAGAACCAAAAACUAGAUGAAAUUACCAACAGAAAAACAAGUAAUUUGGAGAACCAGUAUAUGACUAACUUAAGCUCAGGAAUUUCCCAACCAGGCACAGAACACUGCAAUGGAACACGGUUUGCUGUGGAAAGCAAACUUGUGAGACCUUUCGCCUUAGACAUCAUGACAGCAGCUCCUCAGGUGAACAAUACAAGUAAAGAUAGGGAAAGAGAGUCUGUGGAGGUUGGAGAAGAAACCUGGGAACUCCUUAGUCCACUGUGCUCAGAUAAAAUUCAGAAUCCGUUCUUUACUCCUCACGCUUCUCAGGAAGAGCAGCUUAUAGAAGUUGAUGGCUGGUGUCACUUGCCUCAGCUUAGAGCGAGGAGCCGUAGCGUGAACCAACAGCCUGGUCGAUGGGGUCUUCCUGAAGAGGACGUGCGAAUAUGGGGAGCGCAGAUCCUGUUAGCUCUAGAGAGCCUUCAUGAGCAAGGCAUCGUGUGCCAGGACCUCAACCCCAGGAACAUCCUGCUUGAUAGCAAUGGUAAUGUGUGCCUGACUUACUUUGGUCAGUGGACGGAGGUUCAGACGGAAAUUAUUCACAAAGCUAUGGAUGAAAUGUACUGUGCACCAGAGAUUGGUGGAGUAUCCAAAAUCACAGAGGCGUGCGACUGGUGGAGUCUGGGAGCCUUAUUGUUUGAACUUCUUACUGGAAUGCCCCUGUGGCAGUGUCAUCCUACAGGUGUGCAUCCACACACACAACUACGUAUUCCAGAUCACCUGAGCACUGCAGCUGCCUCUCUUCUCACUGAGCUCCUUCAGUAUGAUGCUGGCUAUCGACUGGGCUCUGGAGGUGGAGGGGUUAGUGACAUUAAGUACCACCCCUUUUUUAACUCUGUUCCUUGGCACACACUUGCCAGUUAAUGGAUCCAGGGUGUCUGGUUCUAAAGACCUAACAGCUGUGAUUUAUGAGAAGUCAAAGCUGAAAGAAAUGCCUUUGCUGCCCCCUGGUGGUGUAGAAAACGAUUAUCUCCAACAAUGCAUCAACAGCUGAACAGCUGAAAAUACACAGAAAUCCAAUUAAUUUAGACCAUUUCCCAUUUUAAACUCUUCUGACAUUGUGCUACACUAUAAACAAAAUCACUCAUUUCAGUUGCUAUCAAAGGAACUUAUUCCAGGACCCUACAGUACAUGUACAGGGUUUAUUGUAAGUAUAUACCGACAUCUCAGGCAUUAAACUAUUGCUGCACUUCUGUAUGACAGAUGUACAAGUGAUAUGCAAUAUCAUCAUUACAUCUGACUAUCAAUCAAGCAAGCACUGUAAUAUCAAUCCAAAUUGUCAGUACAGAUUUUAAUGAUAUAUUGGACAGUGGUGUCAUACAUUUGUGCCUCAAAUGAUCUGCAUUAAGAAACAUUUUUAUGCUCAGGAUGAGCUACCCACAUUUUUAACCAAAGCAAAAAAUAAUAAUAAAAAACAAUGUCUCCAA